CCGGGAUGCGGCACGAGGAACCGUUCGGCUCCAGCUAACACGUGGUGACGAUCCACACACUCCAAGAUCGCGAGGGAAGCGUGUUUCAUCGUGAGAGGCUGGGACCUCCAGGAUGCCAGGGGUGUGGAAGUUGCUACGCAUGCUGAUCUAUAUGAUGGUUGGCUUGAAGAACGUUGGUAGCAACGGCGACAUCUGGCCGCUGGAAAGGCCAGAGGGCAUGCCAGCCAUCCAAUCCCUCGAGGUGAUGUGCGGAAAAGAUCACAUGGACGUUCAUUUAUCGUUCUCGCAACCUUUUGAGGGAAUAGUAUCGUCCAAGGGCCAGCAUGCUGAUCCACGAUGCGUUUACGUUCCACCAUCGACAGGACAAACCUUCUUUUCGUUUCGAAUAGCAUAUGCCAGAUGUGGUACAAAGCCAGACAUGCACGGUCAAUUCUACGAAAACACCGUUGUCGUUCAAUACGAUAAAGAUUUGCUCGAAGUUUGGGACGAAGCUAAACGAUUACGAUGCGAAUGGUUCAACGAUUAUGAAAAAACUGCAUCAAAACCACCAAUGGUUAUAGCCGAUCUCGAUGUCAUACAAUUAGAUUUUCGAGGGGACAACGUGGACUGUUGGAUGGAAAUACAACAUGGAAAGGGACCAUGGGCUCCACCUGUGUCUGGCAUCGUUCCUCUUGGCUCGACUCUCACGCUGGUCGUCGCAAUAAACGAUUACCGAGGUGAGUUCGACAUGAGAGUUAAAUCGUGCGUAGCAUCGGACGGUGGUGGUCACACGAUACAACUAAGCGACGAGUUUGGAUGCGUUCUAAGGCCUAAGAUGAUAAGCCGUUUUCUCAAGGCCAGAGGAUCGGAUGAUCGUGCUACAGUAAUAACAUAUGCGUUCUUCCAUGCUUUCAAAUUUCCCGAUGCUCUAAGCGUUCACAUCAAAUGCAAGGUGGAGAUCUGUCGGCACGGUUGUCUCGACCACUGUCAACUUAGCGGUUCGGUUGGCCAUUAUAUUCAAGAACGGAAGGAUCAAAUCCUUCAGCAAUAUCAUCAAACCACAGGAACGCCCAUCAUUCAUAACGACGAUAAUAAUAGUGCGGAGAAAAACGAUGGAGGCGUAAACGAUGAGCAAAAUGACGGUUCCCUUUACGACGACAUCAUUCAGAACGGUGACGAGAUGACUUCGAUAGGCGGACAAUUUCUGGGGAUCGAGAAGUCAGUUGUAAAGGCACAGCCGCAAACUAACAAUCGACUACCAGCACCCGUAAUAGAACCGCAAAACGAGGACGAUGUACAUCCGGACGAUCUUUCGCGGCCGUACUUGGAACCACCAAGAGUGACGAGAUACGAGAGCGACCGUGAACAAUUUCCUCACGGACCGCGUAACUUAGAAGAGGACGGUGAUUCGAGGCCAGUGACACCGUUGUCUUCUGUUAACGUGAGACGAAAGAGAUCGGUCGUGGUGUCGGACAGAAAGGUUAGAAGCGCAGACGUUGGUGUUAGUGGAAUCUACGAAGUAAUCUCGGAAGCUGACCUGGCCUUCAGUCCUGACACCCACGCUGAAGCUGUUACGGUCUUUCAAGGAAGAAUACGAGAGGAGGUCGUAUAUGGUAUUUGUUUACCAAUGCCAGGGUUCAGUGCACUUUUCGUAGUGGUAGCCCUUUCAGCCGUAGUCUCGGCACUGGUUGCUGGUGCUAUGUUGCAUCGAUUGCAAGCUCAACGUGAAGCGGUAGUUGGUAGUAGCAGAAAAAAUCGAGCAGUUGUUGGUGGACCUACGACAAACGGUUGGUUGCUUUAUGGUUUACUUCGUGUACGUUGCACGACGAGACCACCACCACCUCCACCGCCACCACCCUCAUCCGCGCAAUUGCAAAAACAAACUAACGAAAUAGUCUCCAGAGAGACACCUUCGGUUGAAAGAGGCUGA
Messenger RNA from Polistes dominula (European paper wasp), 1909 nucleotides. It is a transcript of the gene m, whose product is annotated as zona pellucida domain-containing protein miniature. NCBI's taxonomy places the organism in Eukaryota, Metazoa, Arthropoda, Insecta, Hymenoptera, Vespidae. The record is from RefSeq and is a predicted model, not a curated record.